This is a messenger RNA of Betta splendens (Siamese fighting fish), 2308 nucleotides long. RefSeq lists its product as uncharacterized. NCBI's taxonomy places the organism in Eukaryota, Metazoa, Chordata, Actinopteri, Anabantiformes, Osphronemidae. The record is from RefSeq and is a predicted model, not a curated record. The transcript has 2 exons. The coding region runs from base 775 to 2070 and encodes 431 amino acids.
CAUUAAAUAGGGCAGACAAGGGAACCCUCUGUCCCCCAGCAAGAAGCCAUUGUAGAGUCCUGUAAUGAUUGAAAUGUGUAAAACCAUAUAGUACAAUAUGUCAUGAUCUGGUUUCUUGUCUCUUGUUUCUCAUGUCAUUUCCUGUUUUAUUUUGGAAGGACUUUCUGUUUUCUCCUCAGCUACAGUAUUUUCUGUUAUCCCGGUUCACCACACACACCUGUCACUAAUCAGUAAUCACACCCAGGAUUUAAGCACCACCUCAGCCAGCAGUCAGACGCCAGAUUGUCGAGUCAUUGUACCACCAUCCAGCGUUGUAGUCGAUUGUCUCAUGUUGUUGAUCCUGCCUGCUUCUGACCGCCGAUUCCUGCCUGACCCGUUUCUGUACCUUCGCUUGGAUAUUGACCUUUGCAUGACCGUCUGACCAGUGAGUUUGUCUAGCCCUUACCUGUACCGUCGCUGAGUUUCUCCGCGUAUCGAACCAUUGUCUGCCUCCUGGACCUGAUCUCGUCUGUUCCUUUCCUGUACCUAAUACUGAGCCAUCCUGUGUAUGACCUGGACUGAUUGACAACGUUUGUGCAAUAAACCCUGCUCAAAUUCACCCGUUUCGAGAGUGCGCUGUGCAUUUGGGUCCUCAGCCGUGUGUUCUUGACUGAACAAUCUGGCCAGACUUGGACCCAGCCAGCGCCCAGCCCGCACCCAGGUCUGAUGCUAUUUUGCUUUCUCCCUUUUUUUUCGCUGUUUGCUCGCCUCCGGGUAUAACCACGCCCCGGAGCGAUGGAGUUUUUUUCCUCAAGCUUACCAGAGGAUAUCCACGGUGAUUUCCAGAGACUAGCAAAGGAAUAUGCGGAAGCGGGCAGUCCCAAGGUCUGGCUCGGCGUUGUAAAUAUGGCCAUUGAAAUUCUGGAGGACGAGUUUUGGUGGCGUGAGUACCCCGGAGUGCAGGCACUCUUUGACAGGCUCCAGCUGAUGCGGAGGGAUUUGGCACGCACGCUGCGUGCACCGUCUGCCCGUGUCUCCGCAGCUUUUCCUGUCGCCGCUCCGGCGGUUCACGUCUCCGUUCCUGCCGCUAAUCCAGCGGAUCAUGUUCACGUUCCUGUCGCCGCUCUGGCGGUUCACGUCUCCGUUCCUGCCGCCAAUCCAGCGGGUCAUGUUCACGUUCCUGUCGCCGCUCCAAGCGCCGCCGCCUCUGUUCGCAACUCGGACCCAGCUGCAGAGACCCAGCCCCCGCCGCUCUCAGCGCCUCAGACGACGGUCAGCCGCAGGCGCCCCAGACGGCGUCGGCGAGGGCACGGUUCCGGGAUCCAGGGCCCAGAGACCUCGGUCGCAGUGGCCGAGCAGCUCUCCUCCCCGGCAAAGCAUUCCCUCGGUUCCCCUACUGACUGUGUCAUGUCGAUUGCAGGCAUCCCAGAUAGCGUUGCACAGCGGAUCCACCUCCUCUGUUCUCCCCCGGUUGCGUUCCUCUUUGCCCACCUGAUGGACACUGCUGAUUCGACAGCAGACCAGGGCACGAAGGAACAACUGUUCGAGGAGGCAGCUGCCCUCAUCCUGAGGGAACCUGCCCUGCGUGAGGCCCUGCAACCCCAGGCCUGCAGCCAGCAGCCACACCAACUCCUGCGUCUCAGCCAGGAGCCGUUCGGGGAGGUGCCAGAGGUUCCUGCGGCACAUCGGGCCCCGGUGGUCUGGCCCCGGCCACGCUCAUCUCAGCUCCUGGUGGCCCGGUCCCGGCCACGUUCGUCUCGGUUCCUGGCGGCUCGGCUCCGGGCGCAUCUGCAUCAGUUCCUGGCGGCUCGGCUCCGGCCACAUCUGCAUCGGUUCCUGGUGGUCCGGCGCCGACCACGUCUCCACGUCUGCCCUCGUCUCUGGUCCCUGCUUCGUCUCUGGUUCCGGCCUCGCCUCCACGUCUGUCCUCGCCUCCGGUUCGUCUGCCGUACUGGUGGUCUCGCCCCCGUCACCUCCUGCCGGUUGGGUGGCGCGGCCUCUGCCGUCGUCGUCCGCCGCGACUCUGGGGUCCUCGGAUCACCUCCGUCGGGAGGAGGCUGGACUUGGCCCCGCCCUCCCGGACUCUGCUAGCCUGGCUCUUGGGCAUGGGUAGUGCCGUCUCGGCCUGGGGGCCGUGCAACCAACCCUCUCCUCGCCACCAUCCCCCGUGAGAGGACAGUUUGGACUCUGCCUUUCAUGGACUGGUGGACUUUCUGUUUCGGUUUGUGGACUCUUGUUUCGACCCUCCUCCGGUCUUCCCUCCACCCUGCUUGUCUGCCUUGAUGGGACCUCCUGAGACCGCCCUCCGCCCGCCUGGUUUGGGGGGGGG